AUGAUUCCCCUCUCAUCCCUAACCGCCCUAACCGCCUUCUCCCUCUUCUCUCUCCUCCCCACAACCCAAGCCCACGGCUACGUCUCCGGCAUUGUCGCAAACGGUGUCUAUACCUCCGGCUGGCAAGUAUCCUACUGGUACGACAUCAUUAAUAAAGUCCCUUAUCCACAGACACCGGGAUGGUAUGAAGAGGCGUUGGAUUUGGGAUUUAUUUCGCCGGAUCAAUAUGCAACAUCCGACAUCAUAUGUCACAAAAACGCCGUAAAUGCAAAUGUAUCCGCCACGGUUCCUGCAGGCGGAACAGUCGAGUUCCAGUGGACGACCUGGCCACAUAAUAUUGGUCCAGUAUUGACAUAUGUUGCUAAUUGUGGGGGAAGUUGUGCGACAGUCAAUAAAAAUAAUUUGAAAUUUGUCAAGAUUGAUCAGGCGGGGAUUAAUUUAAGUACGCAGGUUUGGGCUUCGGGGGAUUUAAUUGCGAAGAAUAGUUCUUGGACGACUACGGUGCCAAAGAGUCUUGCUGCUGGACACUACAUAUUCCGACACGAAAUCAUCGCGCUCCACGGAGCCACCACACCAAACGGCGCCCAAAACUAUCCCUUCUGUCUCAACAUCGACGUAACGGGUUCUGGAACCGCUAAUCCUGUCGGUGUACCUGCUACUAGUUUUUACAAAGCCACUGAUCCCGGGAUUUACUUUAAUCCUUAUGUGACCUUGAAUAAUUAUACCAUUCCUGGGCCUGCGCUUUGGACGGGUUAG
Sclerotinia sclerotiorum 1980 UF-70 is the source of this 756-nucleotide messenger RNA. RefSeq lists its product as hypothetical. Lineage: Eukaryota; Fungi; Ascomycota; Leotiomycetes; Helotiales; Sclerotiniaceae. The record is from RefSeq and is a predicted model, not a curated record. Bases 1 to 756 code for a protein of 251 amino acids. The transcript is spliced from 4 exons.